GGCGGGUGGAGAGAGGCUCGCGUUCAAAGUCUUUUUGACUCUACCCGCUCUCCGUAGCUACUUAGCCCGCUUGAGUUUCAAUGCGCGUUGUUGUUUGACGAAGGGAGUCCUAUACACCGCCUGCUGCUCUCCUGAUUAUGGCUUCUCCGAGUUCCUUCACCUACUAUUGCCCUCCAUCUUCCGCCCCUAUCUGGUCAGAGCCGCUGUACAGUCUGAGGCCCGAGCACGCGCGGGAGCGGUUGCAGGACGACUCGGUGGAAACAGUCACGUCCAUAGAACAGGCAAAAGUAGAAGAAAAGAUCCAAGACGUCUUCAGUUCUUACAAGUUCAACCACCUUGUACCAAGGCUGAUUUUGCAGAGGGAGAAGCACUUCCAUUAUCUGAAAAGAGGGCUUCGACAGCUGACAGACGCCUAUGAGUGUUUGGAUGCCAGCCGCCCGUGGCUCUGCUACUGGAUCCUCCACAGCUUGGAACUGCUAGAUGAACCCGUCCCCCAGAUGGUGGCCGCAGACGUGUGUCAGUUCCUGGAGCUGUGUCAAAGUCCAGAAGGUGGCUUUGGAGGGGGUCCUGGCCAGUACCCACAUCUUGCACCCACGUAUGCAGCAGUCAAUGCGCUCUGCAUCAUUGGUACUGAGGAGGCCUAUGACGUCAUUAACAGAGAGAAGCUUCUUCAGUAUUUGUACUCACUGAAGCAACCCGAUGGCUCUUUUCUCAUGCAUGUUGGAGGUGAGGUGGAUGUGAGAAGUGCAUACUGUGCCGCCUCCGUAGCUUCUCUGACCAACAUCAUCACUCCAGACCUCUUUGAGGGCACUGCCGAAUGGAUAGCAAGGUGUCAGAAUUGGGAAGGUGGAAUUGGUGGGGUGCCGGGGAUGGAAGCCCACGGUGGCUAUACUUUCUGUGGCCUGGCUGCACUGGUCAUCCUCAAGAAGGAACGUUCCUUGAACUUGAAGAGCUUAUUGCAAUGGGUGACCAGCCGGCAGAUGCGCUUCGAAGGUGGCUUUCAGGGCCGCUGCAACAAGCUGGUGGAUGGCUGCUACUCCUUCUGGCAGGCGGGGCUCCUGCCCUUGCUGCACCGCGCACUGCAUGCUCAAGGCGACCCUGCUCUCAGCAUGAGCCACUGGAUGUUUCAUCAGCAGGCCCUGCAGGAGUACAUCCUUAUGUGCUGCCAGUGCCCCGCCGGGGGGCUUCUGGAUAAACCUGGCAAGUCUCGGGACUUCUACCACACCUGCUACUGCCUGAGUGGCCUGUCCAUAGCCCAGCACUUCGGCAGUGGGGCCAUGGUGCACGAUGUGGUCCUGGGUGUGCCGGAAAAUGCUCUGGUGCAUUUAACUGCUUCAAGGCUGUGCACAUUCCCAAGGACCACCGGGGCGAUUAACUGGCAUCUGCCCUUCUCUUUGCAGCACCCCACUCACCCUGUGUACAAUAUUGGACCAGAUAAGGUGAUCCAGGCCACCAUGCACUUUCUGCAGAAGCCAGUCCCAGGCUUUGAAGAGCACGAGGCUGAGGCACCAGCAGAGACCGCCAGCACCUAGAAGACAAGGGUCCGUGGCUCUGUGCUCACCCACCUCCCCGGUCAGACCAAGGUGUAUACAUUUCGAUACCUACUGCACUCUGUGCUGCACAAGCCUUGGCCACUAUGGAGCUGUGGUCCUUUGUCCUUUCUUGUCAAACAAAACAAAACUGAUGUCUCUGGGUUUGGAGAACAUAGUGGCGUGGUUUUUUAAAAAUUCUUUCCACUUCUGUCAAACCAAAAAUCUGUCAGCCCGCGCGGCACCUGAACCCAGCUCUGGCCCGGCCAGGGUUGCUGGGGAACAGUGCAUGCUGGGCAGAAGCAGCCCCUCGCCGCCAGCUCUCCGGCCCGGGCAGUCGUAUUGAAAUGAGUGGUGUCUAUAAGUUACUGCUGCGACUCCCGCUUGCACGCCACCCUCAAGUCGCCAGGAAGGUGCCCUCGCAUGGGUGAAAAUAAGUCUGCUCUGUGCCAAGGGGGAGGGGGGGCUUUGGUCCCAUCAAAAUGAAUUCUGUAGAAAAAAUCAUGGUGGGACUUCACUAGGAGCUGCCCAAGGCUGUCACCUCCCACCACGGUCAUUUGCAAGGGAAAGGAGCUGGGGGAGGGGGAGAAAGGUCUUGGGUUGUGAGCUCCUCCCCCUCCGCAUCCGAGAACUGAGCCACACCUCUCCCCAGGGCCCCGAUGGGUGUGCCAGCGGAGUUGCUUCACCCACCCGGUGUGGUGACUUCGACCCAGGAAGCCAAUUACGAGUGGCAAAUGAACCUCUAGUUCAGUUCUGCGCCCGAGGAAGCAGCCCCAGUGCCCACCGCUCCCCGACCCCAUCAUGUACCGUGAAAAAACCCCUCUAGUGUCUGCAAUGCAGCACUGGCGGCCUGUGGCCAUUCUGCGUGUUUCCACCUCCCGUCGGACUCCCGGCCCCCUCAAAGGUAGUGUUGUCUUCUCUCAUCCCAAGUACUAACGCUACUAAGUCUUUCACCUUAAUUUGACUCAGGAUUUAUUCACGUCCUGCCCACUCUAGGCUCACAGAAAUAAAAUCAAGUGCUAGAUAGGCUGGGGGCCGCCCAGUGUGCUCAGACUGUCGGGGCCUCAGCUGCACGCAGGGACCCCUUUUUGGUCAAUGGGGGGUUGAGUCGGGCCACCUGUCCGCGUGGCUGACCUGGCCUUCACGUAAGCAGCCAACAGGAGCGCAGAGAUGCAGCAGAGGCUCUUCUCCAAAACUCUGCCCUUCGCAGCCUCUAAUUCCCUAUUGCUUUGGUGGAUGGGGCUAUGUAUUACCUCCUUGAAAUAAAAAAGAAUA
This is a messenger RNA of Zalophus californianus (California sea lion), 2804 nucleotides long. RefSeq names its product protein farnesyltransferase subunit beta. Lineage: Eukaryota; Metazoa; Chordata; Mammalia; Carnivora; Otariidae. Gene Ontology annotation, cellular component: protein farnesyltransferase complex. The coding region runs from base 138 to 1532 and encodes 464 amino acids. The transcript is spliced from 12 exons. Gene Ontology annotation, molecular function: protein farnesyltransferase activity. Gene Ontology annotation, biological process: protein farnesylation. The record is from RefSeq and is a predicted model, not a curated record.